AUGGCCCUUCCCCAGGGCCAGGCAGAUGGCAGUCUCCCCGCGGGGGACCCCAGCCCCUCUGAGGGCACUCCCGGGCCCAGCCAGGCUCCUGCCAGCCCAGCAGCCACCAGGAGGCGGGCACUCCUCAGGGAGCUGGAGGCCCAGGUGCAGGCGGCCUACGGGCAGGACCACUGGCAGUGGCCCAGCUCCCCCCCAGGGGGCUCCCGCCACAGCCCCGGGCCCGGCCCUGAGGAGCAGGGGGGCCCAGGGCCGGGCAUCCAGGGCUACUCGGUGCUCAACAGCCUGGUGGGGCCCGCCUGCAUCUUCCUGCGGCCCAGCAUCGCCGCCACCCAGCUCGACCGGGAGCUGCGGCCAGAGGAGAUCGAAGAGCUGCAGGUGGCCUUCCAGGAGUUUGACCGAGACCGGGACGGCUACAUCGGCUACCGGGAACUGGGCGCCUGCAUGCGGACGCUGGGCUACAUGCCCACUGAGAUGGAGCUCAUUGAGAUUUCACAGCAAAUCAGUGGUGGAAAGGUGGACUUUGAAGACUUUGUGGAGCUGAUGGGCCCCAAGCUGCUGGCAGAGACAGCAGACAUGAUUGGCGUCCGGGAGCUACGGGACGCCUUUCGGGAGUUUGACACCAACGGGGACGGCUGCAUCAGCUUGGCUGAGCUGCGAGCAGCCCUCAAGGCCCUGCUGGGGGAGCGCCUCAGCCAGCGGGAGGUGGACGAGAUCCUCCAUGACAUUGACCUCAACGGGGAUGGCCUGGUGGACUUUGAAGAGUUUGUGCGAAUGAUGUCUCGCUGAGCCUGCACAGAAGCUGGAGGCAGCAGACAGGACUUGGGACCACAGCCAGGAAGCCCCCUGCCUCCAAAUGACCCUCCCCCUCUCCUUCCUACCCUGCCUGUGUGUAACACCCCGGCCUGCCCUCACCCCCACUGCUUCACCAAGCCCCCAUGCCCAUCCCUGUCUCUCUAACAAUAAAGUAUCUUGGGGCCUGGGGAGAUGGCUUUUACCUCUCACUUUUGUACCCUGGAGGACCCAGUCUUUGGCCCCCAAAAGUUAGGUCCUGGGCUGUAAGACCCCUCGACUGUGAAUUCCAGGUGGACAAGGGCCUUUUCUGGAUC
Molecule: messenger RNA, 1106 nt
Organism: Mirounga angustirostris (Northern elephant seal)
Lineage: Eukaryota; Metazoa; Chordata; Mammalia; Carnivora; Phocidae
Gene: CABP2
Product: calcium binding protein 2
Exons: 7
Coding region: 1-786 (261 amino acids)
Biological process (GO): visual perception; regulation of voltage-gated calcium channel activity
Cellular component (GO): cytoplasm
Molecular function (GO): calcium channel regulator activity; calcium ion binding
Source: RefSeq, a predicted model, not a curated record